CUGACAAAGGGAAAAAAAUGAUCAAUAGUCGGAGCCUAAAAAUGACUAACUAAUUACCAAAAAAAUGCUUUUGCAACGUUCGUUUAGUGUUAAUAAGUAAAUUAGCCUUUGUACGAGUGUCGUGAAACGUAGUUAACUGCAGUGAAAAGUAUCUAAAACAAACGCACAACAAAAUCUUUCAAAGCCGAGCAGCAGCCGAAGCUAUGAAGCAAAUUAACGUCUCCGUCGUGGGACUUUCCGGCGUGGAAAAGGAAAAAGGGCAGCUUGGCGUCGGCAAAUCGUGUCUCAUCAACCGCUUUGUGCGCGAUCGGACCGACGACUACUUCAUCGAUCACAUCUCCGUGUUGUCGCAAUCGGAUUUCAGUGGGCGCGUCGUCAACAACGAUCACUUCCUGUACUGGGGCGACGUGAAAAAAGUCUCCGAGGAGGGUGUCGAAUACCAAUUUCAGAUUAUCGAGCAGACCGAAUUUGUGGAUGAUGCGACUUUUCAACCCUUUAAGGUCGGCAAAAUGGAACCUUAUUACAAGCGAUGUGCCGCGACGCGAAUUCAGUCGGCGGAAAAGUUGAUGUACAUUUGCAAAAACCAGCUGGGUAUCGAACGGGAGUACGAGCAAGUUGUUUUGCCCGACGGACGUCUCACGAUCGACGGCUUUAUUUGCGUUUUUGACGUCUCAAUUGUGCCGAAUCGCUCCGUUGAGCGACAAGUCGAGUAUGUGCACAACAUCAUCAUGAAUUUACUCAAGACGAAAAAACCCGUCGUGCUUGUGACCACCAAAAAUGACGAUGCCAAUGAAAUGUACAUCCGUGAGGCUGAAAAAUUGUGUCAACGCAAGGAAUACAAAAAUUCCGUCGUAAUGAUCGAAACGUCAGCGCAUGAAGCCAUCAAUGUCGACUUGGCAUUCAUUAUGCUCGCACAACUCGUCGACAAAUGCAAAAAUCGCUCGAAAAUCCUCUCGUACGGGGAAGCAGCCCGGGUUCGUAAAGAACUGCUCGAUAGUCGCACGGAAUACGUGACGAUGCUAAUUAAAAGUCAAAUUACCGAUUACCGCACAAUUUGGUCCUCGUCAAACAAGAAACUCAUGGCGUACAAAGAAUGGCAGGAUUUCUUGGAGCUUUUUGGGCAGGAAGCGGGACAACGGAUUUUUCGACGGCACAUCAAAAAGUUGCGCGAAGAACAUUCCAUCCGGAAGUUGCAGAAUUAUUUGGAUACUUUUGCGAAUAUCCUGCAAGAAAUUAUCCCGGAUUUGAAGUCGAGUGUCGUUGAUACGGAUACGGAAUGGAAUGCGGUGUUGCAUUGGCUCCGCAAUAACAUGGAUUUUGAUCAGUUUUUCUUUGAAAAUGAGAAUUUGUCGUGGGCGGACUUGAGUGAUGACGAGGAAAAUGAUGGCAGGAUACCGUUUGAUGUCUUGCAAACGGAGGAGGCGGAAACGGUGUUCAAGAAUCAUAUCAAUAUGCUGCAACGGGAACAAAAACGAUUAGAAUGGAAGAAACAAUUCAAAAAACUCCUCGAGGAAACAGGUUACGUCACUCCCGGCAAACAACUCUCCGAAGUUCGUGUCCUUUUCAUGGGUCGCGAAUGCUUCGAAGCCCUCAGCGAGCACGAUUGCCAACAAAUUUACGACAACCAUCAACGAGAAAUCAUCGAGACGGCAAAGCACAACUUCCAAGAACUCCUCUUGGAGCACGCCGAUCUCUUCUAUCACUUCAAAAGCAUCGAGCCGUCCGGAACAAUUACGCAAAAUGACAUCAAAGAGAUCACGGAUGUCUUGCAGGAGGAUUUGCGCUACAAAUUACUCGAUCGCUUGGAACAGGAUCGAAAAUUGAUGCUUUUUCAGCAUUUGGGCUUCGUGCAUUGCCCGAUUAGGGAACAUUGCCCGGCCUUUCCGAAUUGCAUUGAUGCGUUAAUUGAGAGGAUUAUCGGUUCGAAUAACCAACGACUGGCACCGCAUAAUCGUUUUCAGCAAAAAGACGGCCAAAUGCAACUGAAUUUAGUUAUAAUUGGAUUGGAUUAUGCUUCGAGCGAGUUAAUUAGCAAAAUUCAUAAUACGUGUAAUGACAAUGGCGAAUAUGUCGUCGAUGGGUGUGCGUACACGCUGAAUAUCGAGACGAUAAAUCGCGAGAAUGAUUACUCGUUUGCGUAUGAAUUUCAUUCGAAAGGCGUAAUUUGUUCAUUUUCGAACCGAACAUCCUUCCGCUACGUGAACGAAGUCCUGGACAAGCAAAUUUUCAACAAUAUCGAAUUCAAGAACGACAUCGACAACUUGCACAUCAUUUUAGUGAACGACAUUGACACAACUGCCGACGAAGUUGACUUGAACGAACUCAAUUCGUUACGAGACGAAGCGCAGCAACUUGCCGAGCGACUUGGUUGUUUAUACAUCGACGGAAAUGACUUUACAAUUUCCAUGACGCAACAAAACGAGCAAAAAUUCGUCGAAAGUAUCCUUAACAGCAUGAUCGAGAUAAUUCCGGAUGACGAAAUGAAGCUUCGAGACAGUUAUGCGGGCGAACAACCCGAUAUUCGGAUAAUUUUGUCGAUGUUUUGCGGAGAUCCGUACAACGUGGAGACGAUAAUUAGCUCGUUGAUGUCGGAGCCGUCUUGCGUGUCGGCAGAUGAUCGUCAUAUAACGUUCGAAUUGUUCUUGGGCGACUCGAAACGACGGGUUGAAGUGAUUUUGUCCUCGUAUCACGGAGCAAAUUCGUUCAGAGAUGAACUGAUUCAUGGGUUUAUUUUGUUGUAUUCGACAAAACGGAAGGCUUCACUUGCGACACUCAAUGCAUUCUCGAUGAACAUUCCAAAUUUACCGAUGCAAAUGGUGGCUUUGACAGAACCGGGAGGCGUAACGAGCUUUUUCAACAGUGAAUUGUGUCAAAUUCUCAUUACGGAAGGAAAUUCUUUGGCGGAUAAGUUACGAGCGCACUUUGCAACAGCUUCUGAUGAAGAAAAUCAAUUCAAAUUUGCAUCUUACGCACCAUUCCUCAAAGAAGUAUGGGACAAAAAGCCCGAAAUUGAACAUGCAUUCCAACUAGAAGAGCCAUUGACCAUCGAUUCAGGCGAAGGUACGAUGGAACAUUCCGUACAUCAUCAUCCGCAAGCUCCUGCGCCGCCGCCGCGCUUCGAAAGUUAUCUAACAAACGGUUCCUUCAGACAACAAUUCGACCGAAGUCAAAAUCCGAAUGGCGACUCGUCGAUGUACCCGAACAUGUAUAAUCUCUACGAUAACAGUGACUUAGACAAGGAUUCGAGUCUCCAUAAGGGCUUUCAGAUGUAUUCUCCGCCGAAUACGCCGCCAGAACCGGCGCCUCCAGAUCAUUUAUUAACUCCCUCCAGCAUCUUGCGACAAUUGAAGGAAGGUGCAUCCCAAUCCAGCUUAGAAGAAAUCAAUUCUGACGUUAGUGGAUCGAAAGAGUCUCUUAACACAUACGAUUCAGGUUGGUUAGAUGACAGUUUUCUCAUUCAGAAGAAUCAACAGGCUGAAAUCGAUGAUCGUUGGGGAAAUAGAGGAGGUUCACAUCGAGCUUUCACAACGCAACCUCGACGCCCAACAAAUGAAGCUUUAGCGAAGAAAAUUCGACCAAAAGGACCGAGCCAAACGUUGAAACAACCCGGCAAACUGAAUCUCAAGAGUUUCGCCAUCGUAAACGAAGCGAUUGCUCGCAUGAACAUCGGCGAGUCGACCGUAGAUAAGGAAAAACGACAUCGAUUAGGCAAAAAGACGCAAUCGUUGGAAAGUGCACCACUGGCAGCAGCUGAAAACGAUUCCGAAGACUACGAGGAAGUCCAUUACGAACAAAUUAACGAAGCAUUCAACGAGCCAAAUAUGCAACAACACCCCUAUCCGCCCGGGCAUGAUACUCAGAGCAAACUAAAGAUCCGUUAUCGUCGCGAAAAGGAGCAAUCCAAACAAAUGUCUGACUCGGAAAGCGAUUCAAGUUCCUUGGAGCGUCGAAAACCCGGCGAUUUGUUCUCAAAAGUCAAUCGAAAGCCCGCAACACACAAGCGGGUAAGGAAAAAGCGAAUUGCUGUGCCCGUUCAACCUCCCGUCAUUUCGGACCAUAUGUACCAAAAGCUGCGAAACGACAUGAACGAUCAAGAUAAACAGCUGUACGAAGAAGAGCCAAGUGUUAUUGCGUCACCGAGUUCGCCAAUGUUUGGCGUCAUUCCAAAACUGGGAUCAAAGGACAAUGAACGCGAAAAAUUAUUAUCUAGUCAAAAGGAGAAGAAAAAUUGGUUUAAGGACAGUAGUGAUUCGAAGGCGAAGAAGAAGACAGCAAAAGCGGGCAAAUUACCGCCUGCCAAAACAGCAGCUGCUACUUUCGCGUCUUUCAAACAAAGUGACAACAUGAUACCACUUUUCCUCGAACGUUGUGUUCAAUUCAUCGAAAAAGCCGGGCUCGAUUCGGAAGGCAUUUAUCGUGUGCCCGGCAAUCGAGCGCAUGUCGAACUUUUAUAUCAUCAAUUUGAUUCAGGCGAAGACACAGACAUCGAAAAACUUGAUAUCCCAGUUAAUGCAGUAGCGACAGCUCUAAAAGAUUUCUUCUCGAAGCGACUUCCUCCGUUAUUCGAGCCUGAACUAAUGGCAGAACUCGAAGAAAUUGCCGGAACACGUAGCUCCAUAUCGAAUAUGAAUAUGGAAGUGAAAGCGGAUCGUAGUUGUCGACUCAUAGCGUUGCGAGGACUCCUCAGCAGAUUACCUGCAGCUAAUUUUGCCAUAUUGAAGUUCAUUUUUCAGCAUUUCGUGAGGGUCUCCGAAAACUCCAAACUCAACUCAAUGGACAGCAAAAAUUUGGCAAUUUGUUGGUGGCCUACCUUGUUGCCCAUUGAAUUCACCGAUAUGAUGCGCUUUGAGUCGAUGAGACCGUAUUUGGAGGAUAUCUGCCAAACGAUGAUCGAUCAAUAUCCCUUCCUUUUUUGUAAUAAGGAAGCUUUUGUGAUGGUCUGAGACGCAUAUACUUAAUUCUCACAUAGAUGUUAAAUAUCUGACAAGUCUACGUUCCAUCACACAAAAAAAACACUCACACUGAAGGAGAUUGUUCGUUAAGUUUAGUUUUGUUUUUGGCACAAACACUUUUUUGUAUCAUUUACAAACUAAAACCUAAAAAAAAAUAUAUAAAAACUUAUAAAUGUAAAAUAUAUAUAGAUUUGCUGCUUUAAAACAAGUUAAAUGCGCUUACUUGUAUUGAAUGAAAAAAAAAAUU
This is a messenger RNA of Culicoides brevitarsis, 5199 nucleotides long. RefSeq names its product rho GTPase-activating protein 190 (gene RhoGAPp190). The record is from RefSeq and is a predicted model, not a curated record. Gene Ontology annotation, biological process: regulation of axonogenesis; Rho protein signal transduction; regulation of cell size. The coding region runs from base 204 to 4943 and encodes 1579 amino acids. Lineage: Eukaryota; Metazoa; Arthropoda; Insecta; Diptera; Ceratopogonidae. Gene Ontology annotation, cellular component: cytosol. Gene Ontology annotation, molecular function: GTPase activator activity; GTPase activity; GTP binding. The transcript has 11 exons.